Molecule: messenger RNA, 1017 nt
Organism: Lycium barbarum (goji berry)
Lineage: Eukaryota; Viridiplantae; Streptophyta; Magnoliopsida; Solanales; Solanaceae
Exons: 1
Coding region: 1-1017 (338 amino acids)
Source: RefSeq, a predicted model, not a curated record
AUGGCAACACGGAGGUCAUCAUUUCGCUUUCGCCCUCCCUGGUCUCAAGAUGAACCAGCUUCACCUGCAGCACCAGCAACCCAACCAUCUACUCGACCCAACGCCAGCACGGCUCCCUCUCCAGCAACUCGCCCGGCUGCACCGACCACCAGCACGACCAAUCUGUCCACAGCUGAAACACCAACUAGUAACCAGCCAACCGACUCCAUGAAAAACACCACCCCUGGAAUUCCUACUUCACCAACUCAAGCUGGAACCAAGAAGAACAAUCAGCUUCCCAACACAAGCCUUACUCCACCUCGCCCUAUCGAACCCUCCACUACAAGCACGAGCCUGACUCCUGCUACUCCUACCACUGCUGAAACCCAAACCCCUCUCCAACCCUCGAAUAUGAACUCUACAUCCACAAAUUCUCCAGCGAGGUCUACGCCUCAAACUACUACCAGUAACCCCUCUACACCGAAGAGGCCACCAUUUAGGCCUGCAGGGGCAGCUCCCUCUCCCAAGAAUCGGGCAUCCAGGAGCGAGUCUCAACCCACAUCACCACCUCAAUCAACUAAUAAGUCCCGUAUCUCAUCUCCACUAGCUUCACCAUCUGAUUCAGCAACUAAGUCUCACGUGUCUCAAUCUCCGUCUUCAUCUCGCCCAGCUCCUCAAUCACCAGCUAUCACUCCAACAUCCUCCCCUACACACAAGGUUCCCCAGGUCCUUUCAACUAAAACAAGCCAAGAGUCUUCAAAGCCAUCUGUUGUAAAAACUCAAAUGCAAGAAAAGAAUCAGGCAGCUAGUCUGCCAACAUCGCCACCCAAAUCAUUGCAAGAGAUCCUAGGGCCUUCUUCCAAAUCCAAACAAGUACGGUCACGCAUGCUGGAUAAGAAAGAACCAGCAGAACAAAUGGAGCUUCAAACUAAGAAAGCAACCAUGUCAGAUGAAGCAAAAGCAAGUUUCAUAGACAAGGCAAUGCAACCUUCGGAAGUAUCAGUGCUGAAAUCCGGCACUACAGAAGGGCCGUCUUAG